AUGCUUCACACGGCUAUACCAUGCUGGCAGCCAAUCCUGGGUCUGGCUAUGGUGUUACUCUUCCUGGGAUCCACCCUUGGCUGUCCUGCUCGCUGUGAGUGUUCCGCCCAGAACAAAUCCGUUAGCUGCCACAGAAGACGCUUGCUCGCCAUCCCGGAAGGCAUUCCCAUUGAGACCAAGAUCUUAGACCUGAGCAAAAAUCGACUCAAGAGCAUAAACCCCGAAGAAUUCAUCUCAUAUCCUCUGUUGGAAGAGAUAGACUUGAGCGACAACAUCAUCGCCAAUGUGGAGCCCGGGGCAUUUAACAAUCUCUUUAACCUGCGUUCCCUCCGCCUGAAAGGCAAUCGCUUGAAGUUGGUCCCUUUAGGGGUAUUCACGGGACUGUCCAACCUCACCAAGCUUGACAUUAGUGAGAAUAAGAUUGUCAUCUUGCUAGACUACAUGUUCCAGGAUCUUCAUAAUCUAAAGUCUCUAGAAGUGGGGGACAAUGACUUGGUUUAUAUAUCACAUAGGGCCUUCAGCGGACUGCUAAGCUUGGAGCAGCUCACCCUGGAGAAGUGCAACCUGACAGCAGUACCAACAGAAGCCCUUUCCCAUCUCCGCAGCCUCAUCACCCUGCAUCUGAAGCAUCUCAAUAUCAACAAUAUGCCUGUGUAUGCCUUUAAAAGAUUAUUCCACCUGAAACACCUAGAGAUCGACUAUUGGCCUUUGUUGGAUAUGAUGCCAGCCAAUAGCCUCUAUGGUCUCAACCUCACGUCCCUUUCAAUCACCAACACCAACCUCUCCACUGUCCCCUUCCUCGCCUUUAAACACCUUGUGUACCUGACCCACCUUAACCUCUCCUACAAUCCCAUCAGCACUAUUGAAGCAGGCAUGUUCUCUGACCUGAUCCGCCUACAGGAGCUUCACAUAGUGGGGGCCCAGCUCCGCACUAUUGAGCCUCACUCCUUCCAAGGGCUUCGUUUCCUCCGUGUGCUCAACGUAUCUCAGAACCUGCUGGAAACGUUGGAAGAGAAUGUCUUCUCUUCCCCUAGGGCUUUGGAGGUCCUGAGCAUUAACAACAACCCCCUAGCCUGUGACUGCCGACUCCUCUGGCUCCUGCAGCGACAGCCCACCCUGCAGUUUGGGGGCCAGCAGCCCAUGUGUGCCGGGCCAGACACCAUCCGUGAGAGGUCAUUUAAGGAUUUCCAUAGCACGGCUCUUUCUUUUUAUUUUACCUGCAAAAAACCCAAAAUCCGUGAGAAGAAGUUACAGCAUCUACUCGUGGACGAAGGGCAGACGGUCCAGCUGGAGUGCAGUGCUGAUGGAGACCCACAGCCUGCAAUCUCCUGGGUGACACCUCGGAGGCGUUUUAUCACCACCAAGUCCAACGGAAGGGCCACUGUGUUGGGUGAUGGCACCUUGGAAAUCCGUUUCGCCCAGGAUCAAGACAGUGGGAUGUACGUUUGCAUUGCUAGCAAUGCUGCUGGGAAUGAUACCUUCACAGCGUCUCUCACUGUGAAGGGAUUCACUUCAGACCGCUUCCUUUACGCAAACAGGACCCCUAUGUACAUGACUGACUCUAAUGACACCGUUUCCAACGGCACUAAUGCCAAUACUUUCUCCCUGGACCUUAAAACAAUACUGGUAUCUACAGCCAUGGGCUGUUUCACAUUCCUGGGAGUGGUUUUAUUUUGUUUUCUCCUUCUUUUUGUGUGGAGCCGAGGGAAAGGCAAGCACAAAAACAGCAUUGACCUUGAAUACGUGCCCCGAAAAAACAACGGUGCUGUUGUGGAAGGGGAGGUGGCUGGACCCAGGAGGUUCAACAUGAAAAUGAUCUAA
Molecule: messenger RNA, 1821 nt
Organism: Apodemus sylvaticus (European woodmouse)
Lineage: Eukaryota; Metazoa; Chordata; Mammalia; Rodentia; Muridae
Gene: Lingo2
Product: leucine rich repeat and Ig domain containing 2
Exons: 1
Coding region: 1-1821 (606 amino acids)
Cellular component (GO): plasma membrane
Molecular function (GO): protein binding
Source: RefSeq, a predicted model, not a curated record